Messenger RNA from Nilaparvata lugens (brown planthopper), 2767 nucleotides. RefSeq names its product pre-mRNA 3'-end-processing factor FIP1 (gene Fip1). Gene Ontology annotation, cellular component: mRNA cleavage and polyadenylation specificity factor complex. The transcript is spliced from 10 exons. Bases 82 to 1578 code for a protein of 498 amino acids. Gene Ontology annotation, molecular function: RNA binding. NCBI's taxonomy places the organism in Eukaryota, Metazoa, Arthropoda, Insecta, Hemiptera, Delphacidae. The record is from RefSeq and is a predicted model, not a curated record.
GUGGCUGAAAUCGAAGAGACAACCGACAAGAGAGUGGUUAGGUUAUGUGUGUUUCUUGAAUGGAUAUUCAAGAAAUAUAUUAUGGCUGAUGAAGAUUUAAGUGAAGAUCAGUGGCUUUAUGGAGAUUCAAAUCCAGAUAAAUCUAAAGAUGGUGUAGCUGAAACUGAUCUUUUCGGCGAUAAAACCCUACCCAAUUCAGACUUGGCUCCACCUGGAGUUUUAGAACCUCCGGGUAUUCUAGAGCCUCCAAUUAUCAAACCACCCCAAAUCACAUCUUACACGGAAGAACCUAGCAAACCUGAUGAAAAUGAUAUUCUACCUCCAGGUGUGACGGAUGAAAAUGGAGACAAAGAUGGCGAUAAUGAAGAGGGAGACGAAGACGCAGAGAAGAACAAGGAAGAGGGAGAAAUUGGCAACGCCGACGGCGAAGGAGAAGGGGAAGAAGGAGAAAAGGAGAAGACAGGAGAAGGAGAGGAUGAUGAAGACGAGGACAGCGAUGAGGAUAAUAUUAAUAUUGUGAUCGGCGAGAUUAAGACGACAUCGCAGUACAGCAUCAGGAAAGGCGGGUUGCUUACUGCGGCUCCUCCACCGCAGACUAAGCAAACUGGAAAGUUUUCUAUUGAAGAGUUCGAAUCGAUUGGAUCGAUUAAUGGAGUGCCGGCUCAAGAGUUCAAUCUUGAAACACUCGAAGAGAAACCAUGGAGAAAGCCUGGUGCAGAUAUUACAGAUUACUUCAACUAUGGUUUUAAUGAGGAUACGUGGCGAGCUUACUGUGAACGACAGAAGCGGAUCAGAGUGCAUGAGUCCGGAGCUGGUCUAGGACCUCUAGGCGUUCCUCAGGCAGUGAACUCUUCAGGAGGUUCUAACCGCGCUAACAUUCCGUUGUCAACUGUCAACGACAGUUCGAAAUACGGGGGCAAACCAGGGGGCGGAGCAAUGCCCCCUGGCCCCCCAGGCAUACCACGACCUACCAACGAGGGCAACGCUAUACAGGUGAUGACAGCUGAUAGGCGUGAGUAUAGUAGGAAAGGAUUCCCAGAUAUGAUGGGCGGUCCUAUUCCUAUACCACCUCCUGGUUUUGCGCAUGCAUUCCCGCCACCUGGCUACCCACCCCCCGUGCAGCCGCCCGAAUACUACAACAGCGAGAUGGACCCCUACUACCAGGCUUAUGAGCCGACGCAGGACUCGCAGUGGAUGAACAACUCAUGGGGUCAGGACCCCAAGGCACUGCCGCGUCCACCUGGCACCAGCGAUAUCUCUAAUAUCGAUUCACAGGAUGACAGAUCGAACCUGACUGGAGGACUGGUGAUUAAACAGGAGAAGGACAGAGACAGGGCGGUGAGUCGAGACAGAGACAGAGAUCGCGACCGCGACAGAGACAGGGAGAGGGAGCGAGAGAGAGACCGCGACAGGGAGAGAUACCGCGAGAGAGAACGAUCUCAUCGUCACAGAUCACGAAGUCGAUCUCAGGAGCGCAAGUCACGAAAGCACAAGUCACGCAGUCGCAGUCCUGGUCAUCGCAGUCACAAGAAGAAGAAGGCCAAGAAGUCAGACAGGGCCAAAGAUGAGAGUGACUAAGUCAUUCCUGAGUGAGAUGCUGCUCAUUCAAUGAAUCGGCCACAAAUCGCAUUCUCGCUAAUGAUUCAGUUUUGGCCAAUAAUAUUUUGAUAAAAACAUCAAUGUGGUUAUCAUAAAAUAUUGUUUUACGUUGUGGAAUAGAUGUAAUUCUCAAUAAGUUAUCUUUUUACUCAAUAAGAAAAUACAAAUUAGAGAGUCUUUGGUAGUUAUUCAGUUUUGCCAAUAAUAAGUUUUGAUAGAUUUGUUGAAUUAAUCAUAACAAAAUCUGAUUCAUUGUAGUUAUUCAGUUUUACAAGAUCCAAUUAAUGUGAUGAAUCAGAAAAUUUCAGUCAUGGUAUUGUUUCAGUUUUAGCCAAUAAUAAGCUUCCAAUAAAUAUCCUGGAUCAAUCACAAACAAAGUAUUCCUUGCUCUUGAUUCAGGUCUAGUCGAUGAUAACUUUCAAUAAAUUUGCAUAAUCAAAUUCAAAAUAUGAGUACAUGGUCUAGAACAUUUUGAUGAAAACAUGAAUGGUUUAUUAUUGAACUAUCAAUGAUAUUAUAUUGUUUUACGGAGUUGAACUUAUGUAGGUAUCCAUGUUUAUGGAUAAUUUUCAUUGCUGGUGUGGUCGGAUUAAUAUAGUGUGUCUUCUAUUGAAGAAUUUAAGUUUUUAUAAAGUUUUUUUUUCUAAAAUCAAGCUUGGUGGCUUUGAUUAGUGGAGAGACAUUUUGGUGUAGCUAUUUCACCUUUCCAUUUAGUGUAUGCUUACUUUGAAAUAGAUGGUUAGGUUCGGUUUUAUUAGAUAAGGUAGUUCUUUAUUCUUUUUACAAAACACUUCACAAUAAAAUAAUUGGGAGAGAAAAAAUAAGAUUAAACUUGUGCUUUUCCUCUCAAAUUUAAGUUCAGAUUUAAAAAUCCAAAAAUAGGUUUUGUUUAUCACCAAAUCAUUUAAGUUAUUGUUUUAGCAUUCCUAACUUCUUUAUUUUGUUUAACUUUCAAUGUUAUUAGUAAUUAACAAUGUAAUCAAUUAUGUUUACUGAAUUCAUUUGUAUCUUGAAACUCCACAAUAAUAGGUCAUAUCCUCUUUUCAAAAAUAUACUUUUUCCAGUAAAUCCAAUUUGAAGCAUUGAGAAAACAUUAAGGUACUCAUGUGCUUAUUCAAUCUUUAAUUAAUUAAAGCUAUAAAAUAUGCUAUACAAUCAAAAUAAAAAU